GCCCUUCUUGGGCUCUCAGGGCCGCAGGCCCCUCUGCAGCGGCACCCACGCGCGCGGAGCCCUGCCCAGUGCGCCCCCCCCCCACCCUGCGGCGGGGAGAUGUCGCAGGGGCUGCUGCUGCUGAGGUUCGGCUCCCGGUUCGGAGGUGGCGCGCCCGCCCGCGUGGGCGCUGCCAGGGCCGCGGCCACCUACAGCAAGGCGCGCUGUGCUACGGGCUGCGGGCGCGGGGCGAAGUGGGGGCGGUUGCUGGGUGUCAGGUGCCCUCCCGCGCCUUUUGGCCACCACGCGGCUCGGCAGGCGUCGGCCGACGCGGGGGCUGCCCAAGAGGCCAGCUGGUCGUAUGUGCGUUUUGCCAAGACGUUCCCAUUCACUAACAACGUCAUCAUCGCCACGCUGAAGACUUCGGCGGCGGACCUCGUUGCACAGUGCGCGAUCGAGCGCAAGCCACUCGCGGAGGUCGACUGGAAACGGAACCUUGUUUUCUGCUUGUUCGGAGCGGCGUACCUCGGUGCCUACCAGUAUUGGUACCAGGUGAACGUAUUCAGGAGGCUGUUUCCCAGCGUCGAGGUGUUUACCAGCCAGCCCUGGCUCGCAAAGCUGAAGGACGUCCCUGGCCUGGCGGCCCUGGGAGCACAAACGUUCCUCGACGUUGGCAUGUUGAGCUUCGUUUACCUGCCGACAUUUUACGUGUUCAAAGGGUUUGUGUUCGGCAAGACUUGGGACCCGCAGGAUUGGGUGAAGGACGGCAUUGGCAACUACACGAACAACUUCACCAAGGACGCCUACGACGUCGUGCGGGUGUGGGGCCCCGCGGACCUCGUGUGUUUCUCGGUCCCGCUCUGGCUGCGGCUACCCGUGCGCCACGUCGUAUCCUUCGUCUGGACGGCCUAUUUGUCCUUCAUGCGCGGCUCGAAGUGA
Molecule: messenger RNA, 918 nt
Organism: Prorocentrum cordatum
Lineage: Eukaryota; Dinophyceae; Prorocentrales; Prorocentraceae
Source: the annotation of a GenBank genome assembly